AUGACUAUUGCCUGCCAGGAGGUGACUUUCAAGGCACACCGUGCCCUUCUUUGCACACAAUCUUGUUUUUUCGAUGCCGCUCUUAAGCGUGGCUUUAAGGAAUCCAUCAGCGGGACUAUCAACCUACCCGACGACGACCCAGAGACCAUCGUACGAGUCCUCUGCUUUCUCUACCAGCAGACUUAUGAUGACCAAUAUGUGAAGCCAAGAAGCAAUGCGCCAGGCAACCCUGAGAACCCAACAAACGAGCCUGAGCACAGAAAGACCACUGCUUAUAACAACCUCUCUGUCUACCUUGUGGCUGACAAAUUUGGCAUCUUUCCUCUCAAGGAGCUUGCUUUGACCAAGCUUUCUAUCUGGGUCAGAGACCGCUACAUGACACCACUGUUCCCCAAAAUCGCUCUCCAGAUUAUGACAUCAAUGAAUGCCUCAUGA
Molecule: messenger RNA, 435 nt
Organism: Penicillium crustosum
Lineage: Eukaryota; Fungi; Ascomycota; Eurotiomycetes; Eurotiales; Aspergillaceae
Product: BTB/POZ domain-containing protein
Exons: 2
Coding region: 1-435 (144 amino acids)
Molecular function (GO): protein binding
Source: RefSeq, a predicted model, not a curated record